Molecule: messenger RNA, 417 nt
Organism: Verticillium alfalfae VaMs.102
Lineage: Eukaryota; Fungi; Ascomycota; Sordariomycetes; Glomerellales; Plectosphaerellaceae
Exons: 2
Coding region: 1-417 (138 amino acids)
Source: RefSeq, a predicted model, not a curated record
AUGUCCACCAUCAACGUCGUCAAGUACUACUUCUUUAGAUUGAACAGACCGACGGACACCAGAAUGCGCCAACUCGUUGCGCUGGCAUACCAGACUGCCAGAGACCGGGAGCUCUACCCCAAGGCGGUUUUCAUAAGGAGCGAAGUUCACAACACGACUACGAUCAACGGCAGGCGUCAGAAAGACCCCAAGGGCGAACAUGUCACUUUCAGCUACAAGUCGAUCGAUCACCUUGGGCGCGAGACACAUGUAUCGUGUCACGGCUAUGUGAACAACGCAAAAACCCUAGAGUUCAGGGAGGCCACUCAUGCCCCUGAGAAACCUGACUCUACCUUAAAGAAAAACGGCAAAGAGGUCUGGCCAGAUAAUGACGAAAUUUGGGAGGCCCCGGAGGUAGGAUAUGGUCACCUGUCGUGA